Messenger RNA from Penicillium arizonense, 2655 nucleotides. RefSeq lists its product as uncharacterized. The transcript has 3 exons. Gene Ontology annotation, molecular function: ATP hydrolysis activity; ABC-type transporter activity; ATP binding. Bases 1 to 2655 code for a protein of 884 amino acids. The record is from RefSeq and is a predicted model, not a curated record. Gene Ontology annotation, biological process: transmembrane transport. Gene Ontology annotation, cellular component: membrane. Lineage: Eukaryota; Fungi; Ascomycota; Eurotiomycetes; Eurotiales; Aspergillaceae.
AUGGCCCAAGACAAUCGCCGGAGAUCUCUUUAUUCUCAUGUUCUUGAACGAACUGCGAUUGUGAAUCCUCAAACGCUGCUGGAGUAUCUCCUUGCAUGCUACCCAAUCUUGCUCAUGCUGCUGUUCGUCGUGGUCUGUGUGAGCAGGAUGGUCGUCAAGAGCAAGACCGAGCAAAAAAGGUCACAGAACAAAGAUGGUCAGCUUCCCAGGCGGACCUGGAACCCGAUGGCUUCUGGUCAGACUAAGCCUUUCUCUGGCACCGUCAAACACUGCUUCAACUGGCUCUCUGCUGGUGUGCUUGUGACGUUCCUUGUUGAUGCCACGGUCUAUAUCACCCAUAUGUUAAUGGCCCGUUCCGAGUAUCGGUGGCGCGGACAGUCAGUAGUGAUUUAUAUCGUCGGCUCUAUUUUUGCCUACGCAGUUAUUCUUGUCAGCAUAGUCGAUACCACACCUUCCCCGACGGCCACUCAGCUCACAUGUUGGUCCUUCGCCAUUCUCGUCGAGCUCAUCAUUUUUACCACGACCCUCUCGCUUUACACCUCCGUCUAUCGUGAGCCAGUAGUCGGUAACCCCAGCGGAGGCCCGAUACGCCAAGGGAUCACCUUUUGGGAGUGCAUGGAACUGGUCCCCAACGGUGUCCGUAUCUUGAUUCUGAUCACUCUCGUUCUACUCUACUACACCAAGUCCGGUGCUCCUAUAGAUCAUGAUGAAAACUUAGAGGGAGAGCCAGAUCAUGCUACUGAGGCAACUGGAUUGCUGAAGUCUCCGCGCACAAAGGGCUGUGGUGGUAAAGGUCACGCCUAUGGUUCAACAGGCGGAGCUGCGAGACCCGCAGAGCCCAAACCACCAAGAUCCUGGGUCCGACCAGAAGAGUUGCCAUCCAUGAGCUUCUUCGAUUAUUUAGGUGGUUUCUCACGGUUCUUCCCUUACAUGUGGCCAUCCAAGUCCCCACGCUUGCAGGUUGUAGCUGUGGCUUGCUUCGUUCUUGUCAUACUUCAGCGAAUUGUCAAUGUGAUGACACCCGUUCAGGUUGGGGCGAUAACUACGGUUCUGGCGGACCAGCAAGCCGGAAACACAUUCUACACCCCAUGGUUCGAGAUAUGCAUGUAUGUUUUCUGCCUGUGGCUACAGGAAGUUCUGGGUUCUCUACGCACUGGCCUUUGGAUUCCGAUGGGCCAGUAUUCCUACCUGGAGCUUUCUGCUGCCGUUUUCGAACAUGUUCACAGCCUCAGUUUGGACUUUCACCUAGAAAAACAGACGGGUGAACUCCUAUCAGCUCUGAACAAAGGCAAAUCGGUCAAUUCAUUCCUAGAACAAGUCACCUUCCAGUUCGUUCCUACAUUAGCUGACCUGCUCAUCGCAAUUGGGUACUUUAUGGUUGCAUUUGAUGUCUACUAUGCUCUUGUGGUUGGGAUCUCGGCAUUUGUUUAUCUUUAUGUCACCAUUCGCAUGGCCCAGUGGAGUGCGAAGACCAGAAGACAGAUGGUCAAUGCCUCGAGACAUGAAGAUGCGGUGAAAAACGAUUCAAUGAUGUCGUAUGAAACGGUGAAAUAUUUCAAUGCGGAGCAACACGAGUUUGAGCGCUACCGCCGUGCUGUGUGCGAUUUCCAAACUACUGAGUACUACUCAUUCCUCUGCGGAGCCAUGAUGAGCACCAGUCAAAAAACUGUCUUGAUGACCUCUUUGUUGUUCACAUGCUUCAUCGCUGUAUACCAGGUUUCAACUCUCCAGCAGCCUGUGGGUCGAUUUGUGACAUUGUUGAUGUACAUGAACCAGCUCCAAGGCCCAUUGAGCUAUUUCGGUGCAUUCUAUGUUUCUAUACAGUCUGCUUUAAUCAAUGCAGAGCGCAUGUUGGAGCUUUUCAGAGAGCAGCCGACAGUCACUGAUAGCCCUUGUGCUACCCCACUGGCAACUUGUCAGGGAAUGAUCGAGUUUCAGGAUGUUGGCUUCUCGUAUGAUGCACGCAAGCCUGUAUUGAAUGGUCUUUCGUUUAGUUGUCAACCUGGGUCCACUACGGCCCUGGUUGGAGAGUCUGGUGGGGGCAAAUCCACGGUUUUCCGUCUCCUCUUCCGAUACUACAACCCUAAGAAAGGCAAAAUUCUCGUCGACGGACAUGACGUGCAGAAUAUUGCUAUCGAUUCUCUUCGAAGACAUGUCGGUGUUGUGCCGCAGGAUACGAUGCUUUUCAACGAAACUCUGAUGUACAACCUCAAGUACGCGAAACCCGAUGCCUGUGAUGAAGACGUCCGCCGGGCCUGUCGCAUGGCCGAUAUUCAUACCAAGAUCGAGAGCUUCCCAGAUGGCUACAAUACCAAAGUUGGAGAGCGUGGACUACGCCUUAGCGGCGGUGAGAAACAGCGUGUGGCCAUAGCUCGUACUAUUCUCAAAAAUCCUCAAAUCAUACUGCUGGAUGAAGCUACUUCCGCGCUCGACACUCAAACGGAAGAACAUGUUCAGCAAUCCCUAUCAGCUCUCUCCAAUGGCCGAACUACGCUCGUCAUUGCCCAUCGACUAAGUACCAUCAAGUCAGCAGAUCGCAUCUUGUUUUUAGAAAACGGCCGGGUGGCAGAGAGUGGCUCCCAUGAGCAGCUGGUGAAUAUGGAAGGCCGUUAUGCCCGCAUGUGGCAGAAGCAAAAUGGCGAGGACAAAUCUUAA